Molecule: messenger RNA, 1364 nt
Organism: Gadus macrocephalus (Pacific cod)
Lineage: Eukaryota; Metazoa; Chordata; Actinopteri; Gadiformes; Gadidae
Gene: zmat5
Product: zinc finger, matrin-type 5
Exons: 6
Coding region: 338-871 (177 amino acids)
Cellular component (GO): U12-type spliceosomal complex
Molecular function (GO): zinc ion binding
Source: RefSeq, a predicted model, not a curated record
UCUGUGUCUUUGUAGGAUCAUAUGCUGAUAUGUUCAUCAAUCAGUCAAUUAUUCUCUGUGUGUUUAUAGAGCUAACAGUUUGGUGGCAUAGUUUGAGUGCUAGGCUACGCUAGGCAUGCACCAGUAUGCACGCGUUAUUGUGAUAGAAACCUUUCAGCCUGACCCUUGAUAAACCAUUGAUCAGUUGUGUAUUGCAAUAUGGACAUUGAUUAAGGCCUGAUUUCAGAGUUGACUCUUUCUACUGUUGUCGGACUGAAUUCGUCUAAAUCGGCCCUUGAGCUUUUGGGUACCAAAUGAGUUGUUUAGCUUUACAGCCAUGCCAAUCAGAAGUUGAACCAUGGGGAGGCGGUAUUACUGCGACUACUGUGACCGAUCCUUUCAGGACAACAUGCACAACCGGAAAAAACACCUCUUCGGUGUUCAGCACCACAGAUCCAAGAAGGCUUGGUUCGAUCAUUUUAGAGACACUGCAGCCAUCCUACAGGACGAGCAAGCAAAGAAACCAUGCAGGAAGUUUCUACAGACAGGAAAUUGUGGCUUUGGCCCCAGUUGCCGAUUUUCCCACAUGUCCGAAGAAGAGAUGGAACAGCUAAGAAUGCAGAUUGAAGACGAAAGGAGCCGCAGAGAAGACCCCCAGUACAGGGGCUCGGCGGCGGGGGGCGCGGAGGAAUGGCUGGCGAAGCGGCAGAAGAGGAGACCCGCCCAGAGCAGCGGCGGAGCGGCGGCGGAGGAAGAGGAGGAGGAGGAGGAGGAAGAGCAAACGGCGAGCGAUGUCGUCCAACAUCUGCUCUCCGUCCCUGACCUACCGCCCUCACUCCGGCCCCCUCCCCCGGGGGGGUGGAGGGCUGACCUGGACACAGCAUGGGGAUGAACGAUGCCUAAUAAUUCAUACGGAGCCGCCGCAACGCAACCUUUCACAAGGUCACAGCCGUCACAUCAGGGGAUGUGUCGGUGCAACACGACGGGGGUGUGUUGUUUGGUUUGGUGUUUCCUUAUGAUCCCGAAAAAGCGACCGUACAUAUUGACCCACAUCCCAGGGCGUAGGAAAGGGAAGCAUUACUUCCCAUCUCAGUGAGUUAUAGCGGUGGUAUUGCCUGUUUUGAGUGAUUCUAUUGUUAUCUUGCACAAUGGGUAACCUUGUGUGUCUGAUGCAACAUUCUGUCACCUUGAUGUUUUUUACUAUUUGAGCUGUGUGAUUUAUAAUUGACUGGUUUUACAGUGAGUUCUUCGUUAUCUUUUUUUUUUUAUAGUUUCGUAUUGUAUUUUUCGCUUUUACAAGCACGAGCUUUCUCAAUUUUGUGUUCAUUUCUUCAUCAAUGAUAUUUUUUACAGAAAUAACGGUUAUAAUAAAUUCUCAACAUUAA